AUGAAUCCCAUAUCGCUUUACAUAACUACGUCUAGAUUGGUGUUUCAGUCUGAUUUGUCUAGCGAACUUGAAGACUUGAAUCGGUUAUUACCCUACCUGCGUAAAAGUCUUAGUUGCGUUGUAUGCUACAAGCUACUAGUUGAACCGCAGAGCCCAUCAGCAACCGGUUGUCAGCAUCAUGUUUGUCGCGUUUGUGUUGGCAAGCGCAAGAAGCUUAAGCCGGUAUGCCGCUUCUGUAAAGAUUUCUUCCAAUACCGGGAGAACAUGCAGCUACGCAUCCUGUUGCAAUGCUACAAAAGCAUCUGUUUGUAUAUUCGUACUAAACCGAUUUACACUGAGAUUCAGAAGUGCUCCACGAUACAGUCAUUGUCUAAAGGAAGCGUACCGGGUGGUAGCCGAGGAGUGCCCCCCAAUAGUCUUAUGGAUUUGAUCGAGGAGGGUGCAGGGUUCGUCGAUGUUUUCCAGUGCAAUUCCGGACUGUCCAGAUCAGCUUAUUCCAUACUACCGUGCAUCUUCCCGGUACCAGUCGUGAGCGGUACCUACGACAGGCCUGAUAAUUGCAAAUCUCCUUCACAAAAGCUCAAAUUAAAAUUAAAAGAGUCAGUACAACAGGUGGUGUACUCGCAAUUACACGGUUCGCAAGAGAAACUACGGCAACCACAGGAUUUACAACUGCAGCCACCGCUACAAAAACUACAGAAAUUACAAAAAUUACAGCAGUCAAAUAAAAAACUUAAUGUUCAGCAGCAACGACAAAAACAAUUACAACACGAGCGGCCUUUACUUCAUCAGAAUUUGCAACGUCAAAAACUUCAGCAUGAACAUCGACGACAACUUUAUCGACAGCAACAACAAUUCAUAUUAAUACAAAAACGAAAACGUCAGCAGAAAAUGGGACUUCAGCAGCAACCGAAACAACAUCAGCAGUUACAACAGCUACAACAUCCGCAAAAGCCACAACAUCAAGAUCAACAACAGAGACAAUUGCUACAGCAUCAACAACAGGAGCAACAUAAGUUACAACUUCACCAACAGCAGCAACAGCAACAGGAAAUCAAGUAUCAACAAACGCCGAUCAAGACGGUUUCUAGUGGUUCCACAAUGUACUCGGUUCUUUAUGCUGGAAAUGGGAACAAGUUCACGAUCAAGCGGAAGCCGGACGCAUCGUCAAUUUUAAAAACAGUUGACGCCCAACCGAUGAAGAUGGUAGCGACGAUGGUUUCGGUGGCAACUACGUCACAACAACCUCUCAUGUCUUCGUCCCAGACACAAUUGGCUCAAAUGAAGCCGUGUUUGUCGGCAAUUGGACCACAACGUCACCCGCAAUCAACAACCACGCAAUUGCCACAGCAAGUACAGCAGCAGCUACCUCAGCAACACUUUAUUCAACAACCUUCUGCACAACAAACAAUAGUUUAUAAGCACGAACUUCAGCGGCAAAACUCACCACAAUUUUCGCAACAGAUGCAACAAACCCGACAACAGCAACAAUUGAUACUUCAGCAACCGCAACGACAGCAACAGUAUCAGCAAUUGCAAAAAACACAACAGUUUCAUGUACAACAAUCUCAAUUAUUGCUACAUAAACCACAAUAUCAGCAGCAAUCGCAACAACCACAAGUUUUACAGCUACAACAAUUGAAUACGCAGCAGUUGCAGCCGUUGAAAUUACAGCAUCAGAUGCAAUUGCAACAGCAACCUUUGCUAGAACAACAGGAAGCUGUGCAGCCAUCGCAACAGAACCUUCCGCAACGACAACAAUUUCAGCAACAACAGCAACAACUUAAGCGGAAAGGUUGUCGCUGUGGCAAUGCAACCCCUACACCUGGAAAGCUUACAUGUUGUGGCCAGCGCUGUCCCUGUUACGUUGAUUCAAAGUCUUGCAUUGAUUGUAAAUGCCGUGGUUGUCGCAAUCCACACCGCGCCGACGGUUUGAAGAUCCGACGUUCUCUCUCAGAGCUGUUGCAACAAUACAACACCACACAUGUUCAGGGACAAGGUUCUGUCGAAGUGAAGAAGGAGUCCACCCAACAACAAGACAUGCAAGCAGGGGUAUCUAUGAGUGGUGUACCAGGUGAUAUAGGUGAAUCAGCAGUGGUCGUUCCAAACAUAACGUCCGUAACUUACUGCCUUAAUGCGGUGAAGGUAUCUACAGAACCGAUCACCACUGUUGCCUCGAGAAGUUUUGGAGGAUCGAAGGUGAAGAUUAUUAGUGCCGGUCAUCAAGCGGCAGCACCAGCAAUGGUUGCCGCUAUGAAACCAAGAUCGGCAACCCCUGUUACAACUACCACUUCGCUCCUUAAGCAGGACUUGAGCAAACAUCCUAUAACUAGUGUGUUACCUUCGGCGCAUUGUAUGCCUUCGUCGAACGAAAGCGGUUUUAGUAUUCGGCCGAUUCUGGGGAGCUACGUGAACGAAACUGCAUCGUCCCUUAACUAUCAUCCAGUUACUAUAAACUCCGUUUCUUCGACCGCUUCAACGGACACUACUAGUGGUCUAUCCUCGUCUUCGAUCAUGACUCCGCUUGUCGGUAUUAACAGCACGAAUACUAUUGUACCGCUAGCAAUUGACCAGAAACGACCAGAAUCGGCUAACGGAGGAGGUUUUGUGUUCCUCUAG
Molecule: messenger RNA, 2619 nt
Organism: Anopheles bellator
Lineage: Eukaryota; Metazoa; Arthropoda; Insecta; Diptera; Culicidae
Product: G-box-binding factor-like
Exons: 4
Coding region: 1-2619 (872 amino acids)
Cellular component (GO): MSL complex
Molecular function (GO): ubiquitin protein ligase activity
Source: RefSeq, a predicted model, not a curated record